This is a messenger RNA of Trichobilharzia szidati, 210 nucleotides long. The record is from the annotation of a GenBank genome assembly. NCBI's taxonomy places the organism in Eukaryota, Metazoa, Platyhelminthes, Trematoda, Strigeidida, Schistosomatidae.
ACUAACAACACUGUCAAUAUUUUUGCGCCGAUGCAGCAGUCAACAACAUUGGACCAGAUGAAGACUGCAACAAGCAGCUUUUCGUCACACUCAUUAUUGAUUGCAGUGGCUAUAUGUUGCAUCAUUGGUGUCAUCAUGACCAUAUCCAUACUGAUCUCCAGGAAGUUACGAAAACAUUACAGAAUUUAUAUCUUUUCACUGGUAUUAGCA